Molecule: messenger RNA, 2573 nt
Organism: Benincasa hispida (wax gourd)
Lineage: Eukaryota; Viridiplantae; Streptophyta; Magnoliopsida; Cucurbitales; Cucurbitaceae
Product: mitogen-activated protein kinase kinase kinase 1-like
Biological process (GO): MAPK cascade; protein phosphorylation
Cellular component (GO): cytoplasm
Molecular function (GO): MAP kinase kinase kinase activity; ATP binding
Source: RefSeq, a predicted model, not a curated record
AAGUGGGUACGUCAGCGAGAGGAAGAAAUAUACUGGACUGGGUAUCGGACAAUCAACAAAAGAUAGGCAGCCAAUCGCCGUCGGCUCGGCUGUUGUUUCGGCUACUUUUACUGCCACGUAGCACCGCGUUUUUCUCUCUCUCCGGCGUUUACCAGUCCAAUUCAGUCCAUCUUUCAACCCUUUUCUUCUUCUUCUUCUUCUCAUUUCUCUCUCUCUAUCCCCUCUUUUUCCCAGCUUCCCUUCCUCAAACUUGGAGGCUAAUUCCAUUUCCAACGAUUCAGAGUUUUCUUUUUCCCUUUUGAAUUUGUUAAUUUCGUUUGUGGAGUGGUGAUUUCAUCUGGGGAUUCGUCUUCUUGCCGUUGCUGGUGGGACAGUGUUUAAUGGGCUUGAGUUUCGAUGCAUCGCCUGCCUCAGUUUUUCUCUCCUAGGAAGAAAGGAAAACCCAUGGAUCCGAGGAAAAUCGCAGGGAAACCCAAGCUUGGUCGACUUAAUGCGGCUAAGAACAUUGACUAUGAUGCUGCUUCCUCGUCUUCUUCGCUUGAUGAUUCUUCUGGGUCUCUCUAUACUCGCUCCAUGGAGACCCCCGAUCCCUCUAGUUUUCGGAUUAAAGGGCUUGACGGUGAAGUUGAUCUCAUAUGUCGGACUUUAGGGUUAGAUGGCCCUGAUGACUUUGCUAUUCCCAUGGAGGCUUGGGAGGCUAGAAAGGUUCGUUCAUCUUCCGAGCUUCUACCGAGGUCGAGGAUGUAUCCUAUGGACAGUUCCCCGAAGACCGAGGAAAUUAAUAAGGAUAAGGAAGAUAAAGAAAUUCAAGAUGAAUUGUGUCGGAGGGUUAAGGAUUCAGUUCGAAUUAGCGUCGAGCUGUCCACGCCUAAGACCGAAUUUGCAGAGUUGAAUGAACGCCGGAUGGCUACUGCUACUGGAUGUAGUUCGAGAAGUGGAAUCAAUGGUGCUCGACCUCCUUUACUCAAGCCGCCGCCGUCCAUGCGGCUUCCUAAUUUAGAUAAUACUUGCUCCACUUGGGACAUUUUGAAAAGUUUUGCUCCAUUAGUUGAUGAUGAACAUCAGGAGGAAGUAGGAGAACGAGUGGAACCUUUAGUUGAUCGAGAAGGAGAAGGAAAUAUUGUAAGGCCCGUGGAGAAUGCAUUGCUCAUUGGGUCUUGGGGUUCCUUCACGACCUCGAAUGACGAUGAUUCUUCGAGCAGUACUACGGAGCCUGCAAAUAUUUCACCCAAUAUGAGAGGUAAUCCCAUUAUCACAUCCUGGGUGGUAGGCAGGCUUCUUGGGCGCGGUUCAUUUGGAUCAGUAUACGAAGCAAUUUCACAGGAUGGGACAUUUUUUGCAUUGAAAGAAGUUUCACUGCUCGAUGAAGAUAGUCAGGGAAGACAAAGUAUCUAUCAACUUCAGCAGGAGAUUGCACUUCUAAGUGAGUUUGAGCAUGAGAACAUAGUUCAGUACUAUGGCACACAUUCGGAUGGGUCAAAACUCUAUAUCUUCCUCGAGCUUGUAUCUCAAGGCUCCCUUAUGAGUCUAUAUCAGAGGACAAGCCUUAUGGACUCCAUUGUUUCUGCUUACACAAGGCAGAUUCUGUCUGGUUUAAAGUAUCUUCAUGAGCGAAAUGUGGUUCACAGGGAUAUCAAAUGCGCUAAUAUAUUGGUGGACGUGAAUGGAUCUGUGAAGCUUGCAGAUUUUGGUUUGGCGAAGGCAACAAAAUUGAACGAUGUUAAAUCUUGUAAGGGAACUGCGUAUUGGAUGGCACCUGAGGUGGUUAAUGGGAAGGGUCAAGGAUAUGGUCUUCCGGCAGAUAUCUGGAGCCUUGGGUGCACAGUAUUGGAAAUGUUAACUCGAAAGCUUCCAUAUUCAGAACUCGAAUCUCAUAUGCAGGCAUUAUUUAGGAUCGGAAAAGGCAAAGCGCCUGCAGUUCCCGAGUCUCUUCCAAAAGAUGCACAGGAUUUCAUUCUGCAGUGCCUACAAGUUAAUCCAAAGGACCGUCCUACUGCUGCCGAUCUUUUAAAUCACUCGUUUGUUAAAAGACCAGUUUCCAGUUUAUCAGGGUCGGCAUCUCCUUACAACAGGCCAGGCAGAAGGAUCUAAACUGUCAAGAGUUGAAUUUACAAGAUUCUGUUGCUGAAAAUAGCCAUAUAUGUUCAUGUCUCCUUUAGUUGAAUGGCUUGCUGAGGAAUCAGGAUCCGGUUCUGGUUCUUUGCACAAUCUCGGCAGUAAAAGCUCGACUCGAGACAUUUUUUCUGUAAUUAUUGGAAUUCAAGAGUAGAUCUUGAUCUAUGCUACAAAGGAGGGGAGCUAGUUUAUCUGCCAUUGAUGCAAGAACAGUAAAAUGGAAGUGCUUCUAGUUAUUGUUAGUUAGUUUCCUCGUUAAGAACAGAGAACAAGAAGAAUGUAAUUUUGAUGAUUCAGCUUAUGAUUGUUUAUUUAUGUGGUUUCGUUAAUUUGCUUAGCUACUUGCCUGAUUUAGGCUAAGGUGUGUUGUAACUGUACAAAAGAAGGAACAUUUACACUACUUGUAAAAAUUAUAAUAUAUAUAUAUAUAUAUAUAUAUAUAUAAGGCAGUUCUUUUC